CUAUUGAAAGCCACAAUGAGACCAACUUCUGCAUUAAGAGUGGCCGCGGGUGGUGGGGGUGGGGGCAUGGAGGCGGCGGUGACCGGACGGCGGAGAACGACGACACACGCCGAAGAGGAGGAGGCGGAAGAGGAGGAAGAGGAGGAUGGCGAAGAGGAGGAAGAAGAGGACGCUCUGGUCACCGCCAAUGCAGCUGCAGCCAUCUCGCACCCAGCCAUCGCGCCGUUUCGCUAUCUUAUCAACGAACAGGCCAAAUCGUUCGUCGUCCUUCAGGAGCUGCAGAAUGAAGUGGGUGCGCUGUUGGAGUUCAGAGAUCUGGUCAUGGAGACGUUUCCUCACCUUCGCCAGAACGGGGGCCCUCGUGUGACAGCAGUGGGGGGUGGCCAGGGGGGUGGCAAGCACUGGGAGCCGGGCGUGCGUGUAAAACGCAAACUGCACCAGCUGCACAGUCGCAGCGACCAGACGCAGCACGACUCGCAUGACCUCGCAGCCCCGCGCAGUCGCAGCAACAGUCACGGCAAGGGUGGUGGAAGCGCAGUGAAGAGCGGUAGUGGCAGCGGCAUCAAUGAGGCGGCAGCGAACAGCGGCACGAGUUCGGCGGGAAGUAGCGCAGUGCAGGACUCUGGCUUCUGCGCAGACAGCAGCAAGGAGCACUGCUCGACGUCGGCGGCGUCACGGGGCAAGGAGGCUGAAGCCGACGAUGAACUGUGGAACCUGCUGGACAUGAUCCACGUGAAGGGCACGCGGCUGCGGCUGCAGGUCGAGCAUCUGCAGCACAAGCUCGACGAGCGUGAGCGAGUGUCGGCCUCGGUCUCACCUGGCUUCAGGCGGCGCUCGAGAAGUCUCGAGUACGUCUCUAGCAAAACCACUGCCGCCGCGGCUGAACAUCAUCUGCAUCAGCAGGCGGGGUUGCGGUUGUCGGUGGAGAGUGAGAUGCGCGCGCUGAAGCAGGAGCGAGACGAGCUGCUGGAGAGGCUGGCGGACAUGGAGGCCGAGAAGCGUCGUCACUUGCAGCUGCGUGCAGCCACCGCCACAGCCACAGUCGACCACCUCAAACAGGAGGACGGCUUUCGGAUCGACCGGCUGCAGGCCGAGCAGCGACAGCUGCGUGCACCUACUCCCACGGUCGACCACCUCAGACCGGAAGACGGCUUUCGGAUCCAGGCCACGGCUGACCAUCUCAAGCAGGAGGAUGGCUUUCGGAUUCACCGGCGGCCGGACUUCCUGACUACACCACCCCGGCUCCACCGCACCCCCGUCCGCCUCGGCACCCUUGACGGCAUCGUCAGCUCACCCUCGCCACGCAUCAAGGGCGCCCGCGGCGUCACGCUCGACAAAAACAAGACUGCUGCCAUACUGGCCGAGUUCAACCCGCAUGAACUGCAGAGGCAUCUACUAUUUACUACCUUCCAGUACCAGAUUGCAAACUCUCGAAUAGAAAGGUUAUCCCGAUCGUACGUAGAUAUCCACCACCAAGUAGAAAAAUUCAAAGAAGAAAAUGAUGAUCUUAGGUUCCAGUUGGAAGAGAAGAGUAUAGAAUUGGAAGGAACGAGAGCGCGAAUCCGACUGCUUGAGCGACUGCAGAGUGCCAAGUUUGCAGCGACAGACAGCAGUGUUGUCGUGGGAGGGGGGGAAACACUGAGCAAUACACCGACGCCAAACCUGAUGCUGGCAGAGGUGAACACAGCAGCAGCAGGUGACUGCGAGCCGAAUGCCCACCACUCGAGCAGCACAGAAUCGGCGCACGAGGACGCCGCGAGACUGGAGUCGCCCAAGAAGCGGCCGCCCAGCAAGAUCCCGCUCAAGUCGUACACGGCGCCCAAGCCACCAGUCGCGCGACCGCCACAGUCGCUGGGCGCAGGCAACCGCAGCAAGAGUCGCGAGGCCAGAACGGCCUCACCGUGCCACACCCAGACCACGGGUCGCGAGUCGCUGCGGCGGCCACGCAAGACCUCCUCCUCUACCCCCACCAGCUUCUCCUCCACCGGCUCCUCCCACUCCACACCCCGCUCCCUCAAGAAGCCCCCCUCCUCCUCGAGCAGAGUGCCUCCUCCUGCUGCUGUUGCCGACCAGGGCGAACACAAGAAAACGACGACGUCGGCGGUUGUAAAGGAACCGGAGAGAUUAGAAAAGACUGAAGAGUUUGUGGAUUCUCUGGACAAUGGUCAGCAGGAGUCCUCAAACUGCAACAAUUGCACGUUCCUAGGCAACCAAGAGCUGGAUCGGUCGAUGAGUUCGGUGGCGCAAUCUCGCGGCUGGCUCGUCAACUCUCCGCGACCUCGCCACUUCUUCGACAGUCUGUCAGCUGACAGGGAGGCCAUGGCUGAGUCGGACUCCUUGGAGCCUUCCUGCUCCGAUCUUGUGUAGUAGCAAAUUAGUCAAGUGCAGCUCUCACUUUAAUCGAAAAACACUGUCAAUAAAAAGUGUUGAUCCAUCUUCUUUGAUGUGGUUUUACAUAUCAUCGAUGAUUUUUUAUGAGCUCAAAUAGUGAUUACAAUGUGUAGGUCGAAAUUGCUGUUUUCAAUACGGAUCUCUUUCGAAUUAUCGUAAUAUUAUCUUUUACUAGCACUAGAGUGUAUAUCUUCUAGGAACAUUCUGCGUUGAAAUUUGGAAGUUAGCGUAUUUACUCCAUUUAUUGACAAAGAUUGAUUAUUGUUAUCAUCCAAUUAUAACUGGUUUUCUGAGAAGGACGCAACUAAAUGCAGCUAAGUUAUAGAUUGAUUAUUGUUAUCAUCCAAAUAUAACUGGUUUUCUGAGAAGGACGCAACUAAAUGCAGCUAAGUUAUAACCAAAAUUAAUAUAUAUCCAGUAGAUUAUUCCUCACCCCCAUUUUUUCUGUAUUUUUCGUAUGCACUUGCAUGCUUUUCUAUUUAAAAGCUACUUCUAUAAGAUUUUAUAAUCUUUUUUUUUACUUUCAAAGUAAAGAAAUUCUACUCUAGUUUCAUCAUUGUGGAAAAAUUUUAAGCCGAAAGUUGAUAACCAACUAUGUGGUUAAAAUAUACUAGUGCUAAUCAAGUAGCUCAUUGUCAUGGAGAAGAAUAUUAUUGAAUUAUAAUCACUGUAUUUCACAUAUAAAUCUCUCUAAGACAGACAAUUGUCACAAUGAAUGUCCGAGGUUGCGUUCUUUCAGGACUACUAGACUCACAUUUAAUUGCUCACAUACUAAUAAAUAUAUACUAUGCAUUAUUCUUACUGUAUUAAACUUAGUUACAUAGUAGUAAUGUAUCUGCAACUAUUCAUGUAAAUCCAUGAUCAUUAUUUGUAGAAUUAAACCAUAGACGCAAUCCUAUAUGAUUAUUAUACGAUUAAAAUUAUGCAGCUCAUACUUUCUGGUUCGUAUCAUAAAUGUACUUGUAUAAUUUUAUACAUUAUUUAUUCCCCCUUCAUAAUUCUUGAAUUUAUAGUAAUAUAUUCGUUACUGUGGUAUCAAGUAAGUUUGUAGAGGACAUGAUCACUGAUCAUCAAGGAGAUUUUCAUUCUAAAUGGAAUCUAGAUAUAACUAAUCUUCAUACUAAACUUAUUUAUCUUUAGCAAACUGUUUAGAACUCUUAUCAUUGUUAUGUUAACGUAGCCAUUGUAAAUCUCUAUUACAAUUUCUCUUAUUAUGAGAAUGAUGAUUUCAUAGUUGACCUUGGAAAAUUAUUUAAUUGAUGAUGUUGAUUGACAAAUUUUAUAAGGGGUUGAAAAUGCAUGCACCAAUGUUAGCCAAAGCCUUUUUUUGUCUGCCAAAUAUCACAAUCAUUUUAAUCGAAAAUCAUUCUAAUGCUACUUUUAAAUUAAAUCGAGAACCACCUCCUGAUAAUAGUAGUCAUGUCGUUGAUGUUUAUUUUCUUUAACAAUCUAUCUUUCAGCUAUUAAUUCAAGGUCUCUGUACUAGAUUUCUCCAGUAUUGAUACAUCUAUUAGAUUUCUCCAGAAUUGAUUAAUCUACUAUUCAUUCUUUGAAAAUCAAUCGAUUGAGUAUUUUGAAUAUGAUGGCUUAAUAUUCUAUAAUGGAUAAUUCCAGUAUCUCUUCGUUUAAAAAGUAUUAUCAAAGUUUUGUAUGGUCGCCGAAAUGUUUUCACACUGUUUCAACGCUUUUUAUAUAGUAUAUACUGUCAGCUUUUGCUCCUAAAAAUCAACAUUCGUACCUGCUUAUUAUUGCAUACUGUCUGUAAAUAAAUACUAGAAAAUUUUGUUGUAACUAAUUACUGAAAAUUUAUGAAAUAGUAAUCCAAUGUCUGGCAGGUAUCAUUUUAGUUGUGUAAUGAUAUUUAUUCCUAUUUAAGAUGUUUCACCUUCUUUUUUUACUCCUAUGGUUCUAAACGUGUAGGUUUAGUUUAUCGUUUACAAAAUGUUUUGAGCAUACAUAAUGUAUUAUAUUCUUAGAUGUUUACUCACUAGUAAACGUUCUAGAGUUGAUUAUAAAUAUGGAUUUUAAUAUACAUGAAUAUCUACUUUUAAUAAAAGGCUCCGAAUAUUUCAUUCUGCUGAACAUUAUCGGAUUCAUCUCAAUAUAUAAUCAUGAUUCAUAUUGUUAUAUUUACUUUCUAGACAUCAAUUAUUUUUCAUAUCUCAAUCCUCAUUCCUGGUUCGAUAAUCCAAUACAACUGUGAACUAAAGGAAACUAAUUAUCGGUAAAAAUAGCCUGAUUGGAUAUGAAAUAAUAAUAAAUAUUGAUGAUUAUCAAUUUUCGAAACCGGUGUACUGUACUAUAAUAUAGGGACUAGUAUGUACUGAACACAUCCAAUUCUGUAGUAGCCUAUUGUGUAUUCAUAAGAUUGAACUUCUUAAAAAUCAGGAUUAAUAAUAGUAUGUUGCUUUUAUAUUAAAAAUAGAGUUUCUACAUAUUCUGUGAAAUAUUGCUCUCCAAAAAAGUGCCUACUUUAAAUCAAAUGUAAAUCGAUAGUUUCAAUUUAAGUGCAAAAAUCUACUUUGAUCUUGUUUUUAGCAUGUUUUUUUAUUUGUUUGUGAUGCUUUAUCAUUUAAUAUCUUCUCUUUAAGGAAUUGCUGGAUGACACAGUGUGCUAUGUAAGAUGACAUACUGUAUCUACUAUAUUGAAUUCAGUAUCUAAUAGUGGGUGCCAUAACCGUUUUCAGAUAUUUUUUCUAAUUAAUUUACUAGGCUUUAUUAAUUAUGUAAUUUUUCCUCAAUGUUCCUCAAAAGCAUUCUUCUUGAGCAACAUUUUAUUUUGAAAAUGUUUCGUGUAUUUAUAAAUUACUAAAAAUUAAUUCCUCAAUAAUUAAAUGCAUGGAUAUUAAAUCGGAAAAUAUAACUUUUUUUAAAUGAGGCAUACGUAAUCAGCUUUGAAUUUCAUCAUAUAAUAUAAACUUCAUUCGUGAAUAUUUUUUAUGCCAAGUCUAGCAUUUUAGCUAUCUUAAAAGUUUUAUGAAUUCAUUUUUCUUUUCAUAUCCAUCUUUGAAAAGUUUGAAAUACACUUAUAUUGAAACAUCUUAUUAAUAGACGAACUUAAUUUUUCUAAAACAAUGUUAAGAAACUGCAAUAUUUUAUAGAAGUGAUUUAAUACUUAGUACAGAUUUAAGAUUGAACGUUAUUAGAAUUUAUGUUCUGAAGAUGUGUCAUCUACUUGCGUAGAAAAUUAUUACUUGUUCAAUCAAUAUAAGAACAUUUUUAUAAACUAAUAUUAUUGUUAGAAUUAAAUAAAAAUGUACUAGCUCGUGAUAUGCGAUUCCUUUUCAAGUGGAAACGAAGAUUGUUGUUUGAUAAGAAUGCAUGUAUGUGAGAAACCAAAUUGCAUGAAAGUAUAAUAUUAUUAGAUGCAUUACUAUCAUUUAAUUUUUAUAAAGUGAAUUGAUUAUGUGUACAUAUUAUAUUAUGUCGGUAAAAAUCACAAAGGCUGUUUCGUUUUAUCUUGUAAAUUUAGUGUAACUAGAUUUCUAUGAAUAUAAAAGUGUUUUGUGAAUAAGAUUAUGGAUUUUAAACAGAAUAAUGAUGCUAGUGUAAAGUUAGAUACUUUAUAAAAUUAAACUGUAGUAGAAAAAAUCGUUUUAUCGUAAUGAAGAUUAUACAUUUUGUUUUGAA
This is a messenger RNA of Nilaparvata lugens (brown planthopper), 6021 nucleotides long. RefSeq lists its product as uncharacterized. The record is from RefSeq and is a predicted model, not a curated record. NCBI's taxonomy places the organism in Eukaryota, Metazoa, Arthropoda, Insecta, Hemiptera, Delphacidae.